Messenger RNA from Purpureocillium takamizusanense, 2575 nucleotides. RefSeq names its product Asparagine--tRNA ligase (gene SLM5). The record is from RefSeq and is a predicted model, not a curated record. NCBI's taxonomy places the organism in Eukaryota, Fungi, Ascomycota, Sordariomycetes, Hypocreales, Ophiocordycipitaceae. Bases 98 to 1765 code for a protein of 555 amino acids. The transcript has 3 exons. Gene Ontology annotation, cellular component: mitochondrion. Gene Ontology annotation, molecular function: nucleic acid binding; ATP binding; asparagine-tRNA ligase activity. Gene Ontology annotation, biological process: asparaginyl-tRNA aminoacylation.
CGACGCCGCCUCGAGUGAGUCUUCUUCGCUGCUGCAAUUCUCACUCACACACACGCUCGGAGCGCCCAGACACACUCAUGAGCUGCCGACGCCGCACAUGAGGCUCAUUGCCGAGCUCCUCGCCUGCUCAUCUCGGUCAGCCAUGCGACCUCCCACCCUCGGGGCCGUGCCGCGGCGCCACCUUCGCGUGCCCGCGCUCCGGCGGCAGUAUUCCGUCCGCAUACCAGGCGAAUCUUCCGCCACCUCCCCCAUCACAACGGUCGCGGCCCUGAGAGCAUGGCGACCGACCGCCGACGUGCCGGAUGUCCAAGUCUGCGGCUGGGUACGCUCCGUGCGCAAGAGCUCUGGGGUCCGCUUCGUCGACGUAACCGACGGGUCCUCGAUGCGACCUGUUCAGGCCGUCAUCGACAAGAAGCUGUGUGCCGACAUGAGGCCCGGCGCCGCCGUUCGUUUAAAGGGGACUUGGUUCAACGUGACGACUGCACGUGUCUCACAACCGAUGGACGGCGAGGUCGCAAGCGACCCGGCUGGAGGGCCCCGUACCCAGGACCCGGCGUCGCCCACCACGCACGAGCUGCAGGUCAGCGAGGUCGACAUACUGGGGGAAUCAGAUCCACAGACAUAUCCCAUCCAGAACAAGUAUCAGACGCCCGAGAGCCUGCGCGCCAUCUCCCACCUCCGUCCCCGGACGCCACUCAACUCGACGCUACUGCGGCUGCGCUCCGAUGCAACUGCUCUGCUCACGCAGUUCUUCUUCGCCGAAAAUUUCCAGCAGACGCACCCUCCCAUCAUCACCUCGUCCGACUGUGAGGGCGCUGGGGAGGCUUUUGCCGUCAAGUCGGGGGAGGACGAAUUCUUCAGAGGGCCCAAGUACCUGACUGUCUCGACGCAGCUGCAUCUCGAGGCCCUGGCGCAAGCCCUUGGCAACGUAUGGACUCUCUCACCGACCUUUCGAGCCGAGAAGAGUGAAACGUCGCGCCACCUGAGUGAAUUUUACAUGCUCGAGGCCGAAAUGUGCUUCGUGCAAGAUAUGGACGAGGUCAUGGCCUUGGUGCAGCGAAUGAUGAAGGCGCUCGCACAGGGACUCAAGGAGCGUGACGCCGCCAGAGAGCUCGAGCUCAACAGGCUGGACUCGCGUGACCCGGCUGAGCGCCUCGCGUUCGCAGACCUGGUCGACCAGGACGAGCUUCGACGUCGAUGGCGGGGCCUUCUCGUACCGGGCCGGUGGCCCCGGAUCACGUACACUGAGGCGAUCGAGCUGCUGCGGCCGGUAGCGGACCGAUUCGAGCACAAGCCAGUCUGGGGGAGCGGGCUGCAAUCCGAGCACGAAAAGUACCUUGCCGAGGAGGUCGGCUACGACAGGGAGCGUGACGCCUACGUCCCCAUAUUUGUGACGGAAUAUCCACGCAAUAUCAAGGCCUUUUACAUGCUCCGCUCGGCCUCACCGCCAUCGCAGGGAGAGACGGUCGACUGCUUCGACCUGCUGGUGCCCAGUCUCGGCGAGCUCGCGGGCGGGUCCAUGCGCGAGCACCGCCUGGGGGAGCUGCAGGACAACAUGAGGCUCCACGGACUGCCAGUGCCCUCGGGGCGAAAGGCGGCGGCGGGCAAUGACAUGACCUGGUACCUCGAUCUUAGGCGCUGGGGCUGUCCGCCGCACGGCGGGUUCGGCUUGGGGUUCGACCGGCUGCUCAGCUACUUGACUGGAGUGCCGAACGUUCGCGACGUGGUCCCCUUUCCGCGCCACCAUGAGCGGUGCGACUGCUAGCCGGUGUCGCACAGCAUGAGGCAGUCAGCUGCAUCCCCCCCCUAGUCAUCCCCUCAUGGCCACAGCACAAGGGCCCGAUAUUCCGGUUGGCGAAGACGCCUCAUGCUGUGCUCGUCAGCGCGCCGUCUGGACUCACCGGCCUCACCAUGGGCCAUGUUGCACAGAUUGUCCGCGAGGGCAAGCUGGUGUUCAGAUGGUCUAGUCGCGGGUCGCACGGUGGCCGCCUUGUCCACAAACGAGGCGGACGCGCGAGGGCAUGGAGUCGGGCGGAUCGGCUGUGAAUGGCGUUAGGUUAGGUCGGCCCGUAUGUUUCGGAACGAGAAGGAGACAACCCGGGAGGCCGCCGUCGUUGACGGCUGAACGUGGGUGAGGCACGGCUCCAGAAUAUUCGUCGAGACUGGCUGCCGGCGCCGUGUUGAAACACGGGCGUUUAUAUCAGGUUACCUGCAUAAUUCUGUGCAUCAUGUAUAUUGUCGCUGAUGCAUAGAACGGCGGAUGCACUGUUGGAGGGUAAAUGGACACGGGCCCAAGAGCCUGGGCGGCAGGACGAUGAUGAAGCACAGUCCUCUUUGUGCCAAUGACACAAGACCGGAUGCCGCUUUACCGCGAGGCGCAUUCUUAUUCAAGCAAGACACGAGAUGCGAGACGCCAUCCAUAGCCAACCACGUCGCUCGUCUUGUCUGUCUAAGGGAAGUAGAUAUUCUGUCCUGUCCUGUCGUGUCUGUCCAUAUCAUGCAAGGAACGACACGUAAAAAGGCUGCGGCGCUGUGCGCAUGUUCGUCUCCGCAGCCGUCGUCGUCGUCGUCGUCG